GUAUGUGGAUAAGCAAAUUAUAAACUGCAUGUACUCAGGUGCUUGAAAUUAUCUGAUUGAAUUCUGUUCCUAGUUGGUUGUUUUUUUUCUUAAAGUCCACUAAAUGUAAUGCUAGAGACGACAAGAUCAGAAAAAAAGAUUUGGACCCAUGUAAUAUGUUGGAUUAAGUCCACAUGAAAGAGUGCUGCAUGUGAGAUCCAAAUAUCAUGACUGCCACCAUGCACUGAAUCAGGACCCGUUGUGAGCCUUCUGCAUCUUGUGACAGUCUGUCUAAUUUAAAGAUGAAUUACACCUGUACCGAGGGAGAGGAAAAGGUGCCCAAUGAUGAACUGGAGUGUAAAAUAUGUUACCGGAAAUUUACUGUUCACAGUCGUAAACCCAAAAUCUUGGAUUGCCUUCACAGAAUUUGUGCUAGAUGUUUGACUAAAAUACUUCAUAUAAGAGAUGGACCUCUCUGUGUUAGCUGUCCCUUUUGCCGCCGUGAAACAGAAUUGCAUGAAGACAAAGUUGAAGGACUCCCCAAUGACACAAACAUUAUGUCCAAGCUCAUAGUAAAAGACAAAACAUCAUGGAAUUCUGACUGUAAAGAAGUAGUUUUAACACCAAAAAACUUGGUUUCCUCAAGUUUUUCCCGUGGAUCAUCAAACUGCUUAGUAAUUACAAUUAUGGAAGUACAAACAGACUCCCCAAGAGUUCCCAGUCAAAGUACUGCGUCGGAUUAUCACGCUGACCAUGGCACUGAGUCAGUAUCUCUAAGUUCUCGGAGUUGGCUGGACCAAGAUCUCUUUUCAAAGCUAUGCAAGCAUGUACCCAGCACACUGGUAUGGCUGCUUGGAUUUCUUUACUUUGGUUCGCUCCCUCUUGGGAUCUAUUUACUAGUGAUUCAGAAAGUGACCCUAGGUGUUGUGUGUAUGAGUUUUGUUCCCUCCAGUCUAACCGUACGUCUCCUGUAUAGCUUCUGCCAGUGCCUCUGCAAUGGAAUUUGUGACUACUCUUCACAAAGCUGAUACACAGUGUUUUAUCAAUUGGUAAUUUUUUAGCUGAACGAUAACAAACAACUUGACCGCAAACUUUAACCUUUAUGGACAGUUAAAUGCGUAUAGUAUGACAUACAUGUAUUUUUGUUAAAGCCCAAUAACUUGUGUGAAUACUGGCAAAAUGACAACAUGGUAUUGUUGUGGUUUUUCGUUUACUAAAAUGAUGGUGGUUACUAUCACCUGAUCCUGAAGUUACAAAUGGUUUUAGACCACCACCUCAUGAACUGUGAAUACAACAGAUAUUUGAAGGUUAUUUAUUGUUUAAAAAAGACAAAAAACCAAACAGCCUGUUUUUAUCAAAUACAUUGUCACUAUUUUUAAAAACAGGUGGAGAUCAGAAAUGCUCUGUGUAUGGUAUCACUUGUUUAAAAAAAAAGUUCAAAUCUUUUCUGAUGACAAAUGGAAAUAAAGUUGCAUUAAAUAUUCUGCUCUACAAUCAGAUUUUUCAGGAAAGUUUUGAUUUAUUAGUAUUAUGACAAAGAAGCUUGUAGUUUAAUCUUAAAGGGCCAACUAAAGAACAUUUUUUAACUAAGCUUUAAUAUUUUUCAUGAUUCAAUAUGUCUGAAAAAUUAUCUUACAUAAGCCAAAGUAUAUAAAAGUAGGAAUGAACCUAAUUUGCUUUCAGAAUUAAAAAAAAAGUAAAUUUUGUUUCCUUAAUAUAGUUCCUGCACAAAAAAUAUUUCUUUUUCUGAAUAUUUGUAUUCAACCUAUUUGAUAGUGCUCUACUGUUAUUUUCUAAAUUUCGUAUGGUUGUACUGAUAACCUACAAAAUUUUUUGCACAGUGAAUGACUUUAUAGUUUGUUUACAGUAACUGCUAAACUCCAACCUAAAAAUGUGUAUUUAUAAAAGAGAAUCAUUUUUAAUUUGCUACUUAA
Molecule: messenger RNA, 1913 nt
Organism: Grus americana (Whooping crane)
Lineage: Eukaryota; Metazoa; Chordata; Aves; Gruiformes; Gruidae
Product: E3 ubiquitin-protein ligase RNF182-like
Exons: 2
Coding region: 282-1007 (241 amino acids)
Source: RefSeq, a predicted model, not a curated record